This is a messenger RNA of Drosophila busckii, 1897 nucleotides long. It is a transcript of the gene Tango11, whose product is annotated as transport and Golgi organization protein 11. The transcript has 2 exons. The coding region runs from base 308 to 1141 and encodes 277 amino acids. NCBI's taxonomy places the organism in Eukaryota, Metazoa, Arthropoda, Insecta, Diptera, Drosophilidae. The record is from RefSeq and is a predicted model, not a curated record.
AGGAAACGAAUUGAAAGCAUAAAGUAGAAAAAGUAAAAAUUAGUAUAGAAUUGACGAACCUUUUUCUGUCAAUUCAUUAAAUGUAAGUAGCAAAUAAAUAAGCCUAAAUUCCACGACGCCACAAACAGCAACAAUGUUGUGCAAUCUGAGUCUAGGCAGCCACUGAAUUCAUAACUGUUAUAUGAAAAAAACGUCUCCCCUUUAAACACCUUCCUAAACCAAAACAUCUGGCUGUGCCCAUCAACAGUAUAGAGCAGCAGCACCGCGCCUUAUAGACACACUGACGCCGUUGCCGAAAAAGGUCAGAAUGGUUACACCGCAAUCGCCGACACCAAUGUUCAAUGGCCUGGACGAUGACCUGUAUAACGAUGCAAAGUACGCGCACGAAAUCAAUGACAAGAUGCGCGUGCCGAAGCGUAUCAAAGCCACGGGAGAGUUCUCCGACGAGGACCUGCUGCUGUCCAAUCAGAAUGGUUUAAUGACAUCCUGGAAUUAUCACGACAAAAUUGAUAUGAAUGUACCCGAUCGUAUAGUGGUCUUGGGACACAAUCAACAUCUAGAGACACGCUCGGCUCCACGAGAAAUUCAGCUAGAGAACUCAAUACUGCCCAAAAACCCAUCGACGGGCUUUAUGCGAGUGCAGACACCGCCGCGCGUCAUCACACUACAAGAUCAUCAUUUUCCCACGGCCUCCGAGCAGAACUCACCCAUAAAACCCAAUGGCUAUGGCCAUGAUUUGGAUGGCGAUUUAGACGAAGAUGAUGAGGAUCAACACGCCACACAAUAUGUGCGCUCCAACGGCAAUAUUCGCAUGGGUUUCCACAACAACAACGAUGCUAACUCGGUGGAAUCAGAUUCUCAGCUUACCACGGGCAGCGCGAGCAAGCGCUCGCAGCAUAUGCUGCAGCAGCAUAAUAAUCUGGAUGCCUCAAUGAUAUCGCAGCGCGAGGGCACACCCAUGGGCGAGCUGACACCGCAUGAGGAGAUCUUAUAUUUGCGACGCCAGUUGGCCAAAUUGAAUCGGCGCGUGCUCAACAUUGAGAUCAACAAUGAGCAGCGGAUGCAGCGUGAGAAGAUUGUUUACUGCCUUGGCCUGGCGUACUUUGUGCUGAAGACCAUUUUCUGGCUCAAUCGCAAUUAGAGGGUCAACCGGAAGCAACCUAUUGGUGCUUUUUCAACAUUGUUUCAUUGCUGCACACACACACAGCCACACACACACAUAGAGAUAAACAUACCAAUGCAGUUUUGUAUGUUGGAUUUUAGAGGAAGUGCUCUUGGGAAAGAGACUUUGUUUUUGUUCUUUGCCAUAUUCAUCAUAAGAUCAGUAAUAAAAUAAGCACAACAUCGUUUUGUUUUGUAAGUCGUGGAAACCAAAAUCAAAACAACAAAGUUUCAAUAAUUAAUUCCCAAAUCCUUUUAUUUUCUUACAAAAAAAAAUUGCAUGCUUCAUAUUUAUUAUAAAUGGUCCAAGACAUUCUUAUAAUGGACCAGCAAGCUGUCCCACUGUAAAUUUUACUUAAUAGUGCUAAACCGUGCUACUAUUACAUUUUUUAAUCUAUAUAGUUUUUAUAUGGCAUGUGUGUAAAAAUUGAAUCUGAUCUUAUCCCAGCAUAUUUGAUCUGAAUUCUUGUACUUUUGUUAAACGUUAGUUUUUAGUCGAAAACACUGUUACCGAUAAUCCCAUGAAGUGAUCGUUGAUCCCAACAACCAAAUAACAAAUUUGAAUAAUGGUAUUUGUAUGCUAAAGUCUCAUACAUUAGAUAAAUAAAUAACAUAAUAUAUGCUAACCCACAUACUUAUAGAAUUGUAUGCCUAUGUUUGAAUAUUAAAGAAGUUCUAAAGCAGCAGAUGAAAUCAUCUAGCGUUAGUGAUUAUUAAAAGUAAUACAUUAAAUAAA